This is a messenger RNA of Anoplopoma fimbria (sablefish), 2028 nucleotides long. Its product is annotated as cyclic nucleotide-gated cation channel-like. The transcript has 10 exons. Bases 1 to 2028 code for a protein of 675 amino acids. Lineage: Eukaryota; Metazoa; Chordata; Actinopteri; Perciformes; Anoplopomatidae. The record is from RefSeq and is a predicted model, not a curated record. Gene Ontology annotation, biological process: monoatomic cation transmembrane transport. Gene Ontology annotation, molecular function: intracellularly cGMP-activated cation channel activity; intracellularly cAMP-activated cation channel activity; protein-containing complex binding. Gene Ontology annotation, cellular component: intracellular cyclic nucleotide activated cation channel complex; plasma membrane.
AUGACAGGUCCAGUGCAGGAUUCACACAGGCUGUCCGUGAAAACGUGGACAGAGGACGAGAGUGACCGAGCUGACAGCACACUAAGCAGAGCACAGUCGAUGUGUGAUGACACUUCCUCAGAGCUUCAGAGGAUGGCGGCCAUCGACAGAAGGGAUAUUAAUUCCCAGAAUUCCUUGCAUGGGCGAGGUGCUCUGUCCAGGAUAGUUAGUAUGGUGAUGACUCUGAGAGAAUGGGCACAGAAGAGUUUGGCUGAGGAGACGGAGAGACCCGAUUCCUUCUUGGAACGUUUCAGAGGCCCCGCCAACACGGACAUGCAAGCUCCGCCGAGCAGGUUCAGCCACAGCCACUCCGAUACAGAGCAUGAAGCCAGACGCUCCAGACGCACGAAGUGUAAUGUCGAGGUCUUAUCGCCAUCUGAUGAUGUAUACUACUACUGGCUGAUUGUGAUCGGUGCCGCUGUAUUUUAUAACUGGACCCUGCUAGUUGUCAGGGCCUGUUUUGAUGAGCUCCAGAUGAGGAAUGUGUUGGUGUGGCUGGUUCUGGACUACAUUUGUGAUGGAGUAUAUAUCCUGGAUAUAGCUGUUCGUCUACACACAGGUUUCUUGGAUCAGGGCUUGAUGGUGAAAGACGUGCGGCGUCUGAGGGAAACCUACGUUCGAACUCCCCAGUGUAAAACUGACAUCUGCUCCAUCCUCCCAACCGACCUCCUCUACCUGACCGUCGGAAUCAGCUACACUCCUCUCCUUCGAUUUAACCGUCUGCUCCGUCUGCCACGACUCUUUGAGUUGUUCGAACGCACGGAGACGCGGACGGGCUACCCCAACGCUUUCCGCAUCUGUAAACUGGUUCUGUACAUCCUGGUGAUCAUCCACUGGAACGCCUGUGUAUACUACAGCUUCUCCAAGGUCCUCGGACUGGGCUCUGAUUCCUGGGUUUAUCCCAAUGCAUCAGAUCCUGAGUUUGGCUCCCUCACCAGAAGUUACAUAUACUGUUUGUACUGGUCCACUCUGACGCUGACCACCAUUGGAGAGACGCCUCCUCCUGUUAGAGAUGAAGAAUAUUUGUUCCUGAUAUUUGACUUUCUGGUUGGUGUUCUGAUUUUUGCCUCCAUCGUGGGCAAUGUUGGCUCCAUGAUCUCCAAUAUGAAUGCCACAAGAGCAGGCUUUCAGAGUCGCGUAGACACACUGAAACACUACAUGCAAUUCAGGCACGUGAGCAAGGUGCUGGAGCAGCGCGUCAUCCGCUGGUUUGACUACCUCUGGACCAAUCAGAAGACAAUAGAUGAGCAGGAAGUGCUGAGGAGCCUGCCCAAUAAACUGAGAGCAGAGAUUGCUAUUAAUGUUCACCUGGACACACUGAAGAAGGUGCGUAUCUUCCAGGACUGCGAGGCUGGCCUCCUUGUAGAACUGGUAUUAAAACUUCGGCCGCAGGUUUUCAGUCCUGGAGACUACAUCUGUAGAAAGGGAGAUGUGGGUAAGGAGAUGUACAUAAUAAAAGAUGGCCAGCUGGCAGUGGUGGGGGAGGAUGGAGCCACCCAAUUUGCCGUUCUGACAUCGGGAAGCUGUUUCGGGGAAAUCAGCAUCCUGAACAUCAGCGGCAGCAAGAUGGGGAACCGACGCACGGCCAACAUUCGCAGUCUGGGAUACUCAGACCUGUUCUGUCUUUCUAAACAAGACCUGAUGGAGGCGCUUCAGGAGUUCCCCCACGCCAGGGCCCAGCUGGAACAGAGGGGGCGGGACAUCCUGCGGAAGGAGGGGCUUCUAGAGGAAGUAAAUGUGUCUGCAGGGGAGGAGCUCGAGGAGAAGGUGGAGAGGCUGGAAACCAGUCUGGAUCGGCUACAGACGUGUUUGGCUCGUCUGCAGAGUGAGUUCAACUCUUCCCAGCUUCGACUGAAACAGCGAAUCACAACCCUCGAACACAACGUCACCACGGUGGCCACAGGCAGCGGCUUCCUGUCGGACGCCGACGGCAUCGACAGUGUUUCUGGUGGUGACGGUGUGUGCAGUGAAAUCAACAUCAGGCUCUAA